Molecule: messenger RNA, 1005 nt
Organism: Grosmannia clavigera kw1407
Lineage: Eukaryota; Fungi; Ascomycota; Sordariomycetes; Ophiostomatales; Ophiostomataceae
Product: mid2-like cell wall stress sensor protein
Exons: 1
Coding region: 1-1005 (334 amino acids)
Source: RefSeq, a predicted model, not a curated record
AUGUACGCACAUCGUGUUCCACAGCUGUUUCUGGCAGCGUUGUCAUUACUGGCGACCGUCCAGAGCCAGCAGCAGGGCGAGGCAGACGUGAGCGGAGCCAUAUCAGCAGUCGCAAUUCUGGCGGUAAGCAGCGCUCCAGCAUCAGCAGCAGCAACGUCCGAGGCAGCGACCUCUUCGCCGACGACGGCGGCUGCGAUCUCGUCAAGCCCGGCUGCCGUGGUGGUCUCAUCAAGUCCAGCAGCCGCAAGCAGCUCCCCGACGACGCCUACGGCUGUCAUCAGCUCGGCCGCCCCGACAACAGCGGUUGCGCAGACCACACCCACACCGUCAUCUCAGCAGCAACAAGAGACUUCGGCAGCCGUAGUCGAGACCUCGGUGGCCCAGACAACCGCACAGCAGACAACACCAUCUGUUGCGGCAACGACGGCCUCCGCCGCGACAUCGGACGUGGUGGUGGUGACCACGGCGACCACCAGUCCCACAACGGCCAAGACGACAGCCAAGACGACGGCCAAGAAGACGACAGAAGAAGCGGGCACGACGGCACACGUGACGACAGCGACGACGGCGACCCCAUCUGCGUACACGAGCACGUUUGUCACCACAAUCACCGCCUCAGACGGCUCCAAGACGGCUGUGACGACGGCUGUGACGGCUACGACGACCCCCACGGCCAGCCUCGCGUCGUCGACCUCUAAGAGCAGCAAGUCGUCGGGCAUGUCGAAGCAGACGCGCAACACCAUUAUUGGCGUGGUUGUCGGUGUCGGCGGUGCCAUCGUUCUGGCCGUCAUCGGACUGUUGGCCUGGCGUGUUUGGGGCCGCAAGAAGUCGGCCGAGGACAACGACGAGCUGAUGGACUACGGCGCCUACAACAACAACAUCAACACGCAGGGCGAGAAGAUCGAUGGCCCGGGAGCCGGUGCUGCCGCUGCCCGCUCGCCCUUCCAGAGCACGCUCGAGAGCUACCACGCGCCAGCUCAAGUAAACACGGCCUCCAACUUCUAG